Sardina pilchardus (European sardine) is the source of this 1272-nucleotide messenger RNA. RefSeq lists its product as uncharacterized. The transcript has 4 exons. The coding region runs from base 28 to 798 and encodes 256 amino acids. The record is from RefSeq and is a predicted model, not a curated record. Lineage: Eukaryota; Metazoa; Chordata; Actinopteri; Clupeiformes; Clupeidae.
ACAAGUUUCAUUCUCCUGAUCUUUCUCAUGAUACAGUGCCAUGGGUCCACUCAUUUCCAUUACCUAAAGAAAGGAGAGGAGGUUACACUGUCCUGUGGAACAUGUCAAUGGGAGGCUGAUGUGGACUCAGACAACAGAGUCGACUGCAACGUAUCAAAAACCGGGAUUAAUUCAAAGAAAUCAGAAUGUCCAGCUGGAACACUGACCCCAUGCAGUGAGAUGAAGAGAAGCUCAUCCAGAAUGUGUGGCCUCUAUGUGAAGAGGGGAUUCUUUGUGUGUACUACAGUUAAAUCUGACUCCUGCUUCAUUCACCCAUUCAAACCCUCUGCUCAUCAUGUGGAGUCCUUCAUUGUUGCUCAGGAAGAACCAGACAUGGUGUCUGAUCCUGUAGUGGAAAGCUCAGUGCAUGUGUCUGCAGGAGGAUCAAUUAAUCUGACGUGCAUCUUUACAAUAAAGGGAAGUUAUUCCAAUCAGCGUUUUGUGGUGUACUGGAUUAAGACUGCAGCUGAGAGCAGCACAUGUGUGUACUCAUUUCAUUUAGAUGCAGGUUAUGAUUCUGGGUUUGAUGAACAUUGUGCCAUUGACAAAGACUUAUUGUUGAGGAGAUCACACACAUCCCUCCCUUCUCUCACUGAUACCAACACCCAUAACCUGACGAUCAGCAAUGCCACUCACUCAGACAGUGGACAGUAUGUGUGUGCCUUACAAGUGAACAUCAACAACCAGCAGCACUGGAGAGUAAUCACCAACACUACGGUCACUGUGGGGGAUCCAGUCAAACCUGGGCACUUUGGCUGAGACCAAUGACUGAACCCGCUUUCCUAAUGAGUUUAUUUAGCCUGUUCCUAUCCUCCACUGCCAAACAGCUACCCCAGCAUACCACCGCAUAAAAGAGGACACUGGCCAGAAUCCCAUUGUAAAAAGUGUUUAAAAUGGGCCUGCUAACAUUAAAAGACCUGAGUUUCCUGAGGAAGAACAUCCUGGACUGAGAUUUCUUGAGUGUAGCACUGUGCAUCUUCCAAUCCAGUUUAUUAUCCACAUGUACACCCAAGUACCCAAGUACUUUCUGUAGUAAUACCUUGCAUGUUUUAUGUUUUCUUUUUUAUUCUUUAAUUUCUGACUAUUCUUUGACUAUUGCCCUUCUAUGUUUUUAUUGGCUAUUCCUGUUUGUCUUGUGUUUGUGUAAAGCACAUUGAAUGACCUAUGAAAUGCACUAUAUAAAUAAAGUUGACUUGAUUUGAUCUGACUUGAUUAAAUAAUGGAUGGUAAAGC